AUGAUUCCCUUUGAGGCUUUGAUGCCGUAUGCCGUCAUCGUUACGAUGAUUGGAGUUGCUAGUGGAGGCAUGGCCUUGGGCAACACAUGGCGGCACGAAGGAAAGAAGAUGCGUGUUCACCGUGAUCACUGGGACAAGAUGAUGAUGGAGCGCGACAUGCGUCUUACGGGCAAAUUCCGCGCUCAGUCGAUCGACCCCAUCGCGCCCCCCGAGUUUGCUACUUCGAGCACGUGGAAGGCCACCAAACCGUGGGAUAGAUAA
This is a messenger RNA of Myxozyma melibiosi, 261 nucleotides long. RefSeq lists its product as uncharacterized. Lineage: Eukaryota; Fungi; Ascomycota; Lipomycetes; Lipomycetales; Lipomycetaceae. The transcript is spliced from 3 exons. The record is from RefSeq and is a predicted model, not a curated record. The coding region runs from base 1 to 261 and encodes 86 amino acids.